Molecule: messenger RNA, 759 nt
Organism: Beauveria bassiana ARSEF 2860
Lineage: Eukaryota; Fungi; Ascomycota; Sordariomycetes; Hypocreales; Cordycipitaceae
Exons: 6
Coding region: 1-759 (252 amino acids)
Source: RefSeq, a predicted model, not a curated record
AUGCUCUGGGCUGCGGCCUUGAAUAUGUUGCUCCUGCUCCAUUUGACAUUUCGAUUCGAAACUAACUUCAUCUAUGAUUGGAAAACAAUUGCCCUGACUCCGACAUGUUGUCCAAUUUGUGACCCGUUCGUUGAUCCUAUUCAGCUUCCUGCCUUUGAACGCAUGUACCUGAGCCGCCUCAUGGGACACAUUAUUGUAGUCAACGACGAUAUGGACACGGUCUUCUGUCAAGGAGGCGCCGACAUGGAUUAUAUGUUGAGGCUCGAGGUUUUCCUUUACCAAGAGAGCGUGGAUGAGCGCAUCAGUUGCGUGGACGUGAGCAAAGCUAUUUGUCCUUUUUUCGGAGCCUGGUCAAAGAUCGUCCAGCUUCCUGCUUGGGUGAAGCUUUCGCGGGCUCUUGUCGAGUUCUUCGAAAGCAGUCUCGAGUCUGGCGUUGAUGCCCUCUUUCUGAAAAUUCAGACUAGACAUUGGAGUCGUAAACCUUUUGUUGCGGGACCGUGCGAGACCAGGCGCCAGGACACAAUCUACGGUACGAGAGCAUGGGCAUUUGGAUCUACAGCACGGACGCUAGGAGACCGGAAGGUGCGGACCGAAGAUCCUAUCCAAAAGGCUCUCGGUUCAUCGCUGCGCAGGGCGGUACCAGCAUCGCCAAACGGUGUCUGGCGUCUAGCGCAUGCAUUGCAACCUGAAGACGAAGCGGAGCUCGGUGUCGCUGAGCGAGUGCCGGUCCAUUUCACCAAAGAGACCAUGCAGGCUUAG